GUAACCAAAAGUGGUCUGUUGAUAAUUGUUUGUGUUUCUGUUGGUCAGAGGGAGCAAGCGCACGGUGUUAAAUAAAUGGGGACAAGAGAUAUGAAUUGUUUUACUCUCAAUAAAAGGGUUCAAUUGAAAGGAGUGAUUAUUAAAGUAGCGGUAAAUGUGAAAGUUGACCAACUGAAGGGGAUGUUUGUUUGGUGCGAAUCAGACCGGGUGGCGUGAGUGGUGAAACAGUAGAGCCGUUGUCUGUUCUUUUGAGUUUUGAUGUUGAGUCUUUGCCCGACAAAGUGAUGUUAAGAUAUGUUAUCCUGUACGAGCUUUUGUGCCGAAAUCCAUUUCGUUGUUACAGGUGUCAAGCUUAUGGGCAUGUUGUAGGAGUGAGGUUCCUAGGUGUGAGAAUUAUGCAGAAGGACAUGAGGGAAAGGAAUGUGUAACAUUGGGGGAAAGUAGUGGUAUGUGUUAAUUGUAGGGGUGCCCAUGGGACUGGGGAUCAGAAAUGUCUGCUGUGAGAAAGGCAGGUUGAGGUUUCCAGGGUAGAGUAGAGGACACUGCCUCGUAUGCUGAGGCAGUGAAGAAAGUUUAGGAAGAUGGGGUCAAAGGGGAUGGAUCCUGAGAUGAGUAGUGUUGUUACUAGUAGAUCUGUACCAAUACAGAGGAAAAUACCAAUAUGUGAUGUGUUUCAGUAAGAUUGCAUUUUUAGCUUUUAUUGCAAUGGUUAUUAACUGUACUGGAGGGAUGGAACGUAAGUCGCAGAAAAGUAAGGUUGGGUUGUGGUGGCACAGAGAGGUAUUUGGGUGUACCAGGCUUGACGUCAGAAGAGUUACAGGGUGUGUUGCGUGGUGGUGUUCAGUCCUUUCAGACUGUUGGCCUGAGGUAGUACUAGAUAUAUUUAAAUAGCGUAGUAGGGUGGUGGAUUUUUUUGUGUUCGGUUAGAUGGCAACGGUAUUUGUUUGUUUAUUUAUUUUUAAAUUCUCAAGCAAGGUUUAGUGGAGUUUUACUCCCUUCUAGUAGGUGGCGGUAAUGCAACAUUUAUUGGAUGCCAACCUCCGUUAAACCUCAUCAAAGAAUACGUAUGUAUGUUAUUUACGAUGAGCAGUUCCCCACAUUUAGGGGAAUUAUGUGUUUUCAACAGAGGAUUAAGGGUAUAAUCAUUAGUCCAAACAAUUGCAAAACGAAACGAGAGUUUAUUGGAUCAAUUCAGCUGAAUCCACAAUAAACGACAAGUAGUGCUGUUGCUUCUGAUUGGGUUAUUUAAUCAUCAACAUUUAACGUGAGAGAUGGCGCACACGGAAGGACUGGAAAAUGCCAUGGGAGAGUGUUCAGGAAAACAGGGCUCGACUCUUGGCCUGAGAAGUCGACCAUGCUCCAGCGAAAGAGAUGGCCAGGUCCGCGUUGUUAAAGCCUCGCUUCAGAAGAGACUCGGACCUUACGAGCCGGUGUUGACCUACCUACAGUCCGUUCUGGUGUGGGAAAGGCCGUUUCAGAGUGUGCUACUCUUCACAGUGGUCAACGUUGUUUUCUGGUUCUUUGCCCUGACCUCGCUGCGCCUGCUCUUCCUGCUGUCCUCUGGCCUGGUUGUAUUCAUCUGCGUUGACAGCUGGAGGAACAAGAUCUGGCCUGAGAUCAGAGUUAAAAAACCUGAUGAGUCUGAAAAUGAAAGCUGGGGCCUGGUGCAGCCAGGGGUGCUCAGUGUUCCAGAGCUGUGUCACCACAUUGCUGAGGUCUGGGUCUCUGGGCUGGCCUUCACAUCCAGCCUGGUGCAGUUCAAACGCCACAACCCUGGCAAGUUCUGCCUCCUGACCUGUGCCCUCUUGACCUGUCUGGUCAUGGUUGGACGGUACAUUCCUGGACUGGUGCUCUCUUACUCUGCAGUGCUGGUUGUUCUGCUGUGCCCCCUGGCAGCGUACCACCGAGUGUGGCAGCGUGUGUGCAUGAAGUUGGAGCCGGCCCUGCAGUGGCUGGACUUCAGCGUUCGCGGGUAUAUGAUGUCAAAGCCCAUCGACAACCAGUUCCUCCGGAAGCCAAUUCGGGGUGCAGCAUCCGGUGAUGCCAGUGACAGUGAGGAGGAGCUUGCUGCAUUCUGCCCGACGUUUGACGAUGCUAUAGUGGCCAAAGAACUUGCGAUGACGGACUCUGAGCACUCUGAUGCUGAGGUCUCGUACACAGACAAUGGGACCUUUAAUCUGUCCCGUGGCCAGACUCCUCUCACAGAGGGCUCAGAAGAUUUUGAUAGACACAGUGACAAUGAGGAGUCGUUUGCACGAGACCUCAAUGACUUCCCCUCCAUCAACCCAGACGCCACCCUGAUGGACGACGACGACGACUCCUGCAUCGGGCUGCCCAGCCUGGGUCUUCGGUCUGGGCGGACUGGCCCCCGAACCACGGCCGAGCUGCUGGAUGUGGAAUCCCACCUGGACUCUGACCAGGACGACCUGGACGAGGAGCUCUCCUUCGGCGGCCUCCCCCCUGCUUCUGACUUCCUCGGAGGUGACCUGGCUGGAAUCAUCGCUAGCAACAUGAUUCAGGCGGCAUUGGCUGGUGCCAUGCAGCCUCGUCCCCCUGCCGCCCGCAGAGAGAGGGUGGGGCCCACCAGAGCAGGGGCCCAUAGGGGCUACCGCAAGCAGUCUAGCUCGGAGCUGGACACAGACUUGGACGGAGAGGACUUUGAGAUGCUGGACCAGUCGGAGCUGAACCAGAUGGAUUCCUUUGGGGGUGCAGGAGGACGGGGAGGAGGGCAGGGUGGGGGACAGGGGUCCAGCUUCCUCUCCAACCUACUGGGGAAACCACAGUGAGGCGCCUCUACCUGUGCAUAACAAUCAAACUUAAGUAUUUGUGUGUGAUUGAGUGAUUGGAAUGUUUAUGGAUUGUUCUGACUGCGUGUAUGUGUGAGUCAUUUAAUCGUAGGAUCCAGCAGCCAGGCUCCUGAUUGGCCUCAGUUGAUAUCACUGUGAAGUACUUCUGAUUUCUAUCUCACUUUUCAAUUUCUUCCUUUAGUCUGUAGCUUGUAUGUGUAAGCCACCAUCAUCCAGAAAGUCUUCUUUUGCAGGCUGAGCAAUAGGAAAUGCAAUGUAAAAAAACUCCAUCUGUUUUUGAAACGGCAUUACAGAACCACUUCUCUGUCCUGUCAUCCAGCAUGCCCGAGUGAGUUAUACGUUUUUUUUUUAAGUCGACCACUAGGUAGUAUACACAUUUCCUAAAAUGCUAGACACACAGGGCUAUUUAAUAUGGGACCAAGUAUGACAUUCCUGUUGAUUAGUGAAGUUUUACAACUGCAAUGACCUUGUUUUGAAUAGUUUUAGCAAUAUCUGACUGGUACUCUCUUAGUAAAAACCACUGCUUUCAUUUUAAGACACUCAUUCUCUAUUAGAAACAAAGUAAAUAUUAACGGUGAUUUUUUUUUUGAUCAUUCUUGAUUGAGAGAUUAAUUUGUUUCGAGUCUGAAAUCAUUGUUUUAAAGAAAGGGGAUUGGCAUUUUAGUUGUGUUUUACUGUCUCCACCCCCCCCCCCCCCCCCCCAUGAAUGUUUCUUCCCAAACCAUUGGUCCUGUUUUGUUUGCUGUACUUCUGGGUAGAUCCGUGAACGUAGUGUUGCCUCCUGUGUUCUCCAUGUGUCUUGAAUGAGCAGUCAUGGGCUAUUUAGAUCUUUUUGUCUUUGUCAUCACAAUAAGUAACUUUAUCAAGUUAACCUGCUCCUUUGUAUCCCUUCUCUCGUGGCAUUCCCAAUCCCUAUCACCAUCUUCACUCAUUUUUGCCGAUCCUUCUCAGAGGAGAAUCUGUAGAAUAUACAUGCAUAUGUAAGAAGUACAGAAUAUAAACCUUUUAGUUUAACCUCUAAACUCAUGCAUGAACCACAUUUUGUAAACGUCUUAAGAAAAUCAUCAGGAAAACGUGUUUACAUUGAUGGGUGAACAAAAUGCUGGUAUACAAAACUCAACCUGAUUAGCCUUUUUUUUAAAGUGUGAAUAUGUAAAGGAGAAUAUGUAAUAUUGUCUUUUAAAAACUAGGGUGCAGUAAAUGUUAGCCUAUUUCUUUUCUUUUUUUUGUGCAGGUCAGCAUGAUUAACCUGCGAUGGGCAAACAAGCUCCUGCUGCUUUUGUCUUUUCAUGGACACAAUCUAAUAAAUAGGAGUGGUGAUUCUUGGUCAAUGAAACUGAAAUGACCCACAGAUGGGUUUUUGCUGAAGUAGCUGGAUCAACAAUGCUGGUUUAUAUAUAUCUGUGACAAAUUGCCCAAUAACGCGAUUUGUGUGGUAUAGAAAAUCAUGAAUGUGGGAUUACUUACAAUAGAACUUCUAGAUCCCUCUGAUCAUGGACAUGGCCCAGAAAACAAUCUGUCUGAUCUGAAAAGGUUUGGGAUUUUAAUUCAAAAGAGUGAAUGUACAUGACUUGUUUUGGACCACUUUAGUUUAAAUAGGGCUUGUUGCAGUAUCGGUUCAUGAAGAUGGCCAGGCAAAUUCUUCAUCCUUAGUAUUAUGUUCUAUAAAUGUGUUCAAGUAGGUUUUUUUUUCUCUCUGACAUUGGUUUUGAUGUGCAAAUCUUAUUAAAUAUUAAGUCUGGA
Molecule: messenger RNA, 4550 nt
Organism: Oncorhynchus gorbuscha (pink salmon)
Lineage: Eukaryota; Metazoa; Chordata; Actinopteri; Salmoniformes; Salmonidae
Product: reticulophagy regulator 3-like
Exons: 11
Coding region: 1272-2786 (504 amino acids)
Biological process (GO): reticulophagy
Source: RefSeq, a predicted model, not a curated record